AUGGCCGAAAUUCCCCCCGUCAAAACCUUGGACUGGGGUACCGUCAAACCCUUGGGGUGGGAUAAGAUGAAAAACCACUGGUGGCAGUUUGUCUUCAUUGGCGUUUUGCUAGCCUGUGUUUCUAUUGGGUGUUUGAAACUCCUCUACUCUGGAGUCACCCGAGUAUGGAAGUACUACAAGACGAGACCACGUUUAGACGCUGUGCCCCCCAACGUGGUUCAACGGCUUGACAGGCUCUCGGACCGCCAACUGGUACUGAGGAAUUUUGAACGACGAAAGCCCUCUUCCUUUGGCGUCUAUCUGGGAUCUUUUAGCUCUCCACCGACUGAAGAGCAGCACAGACUCCUACACCAGUGGGACCUGUUGAUCGUCGAUCCUUCUCAGCCUGGUGCUAUUGAAGCGAUCGGCUCCGUCGAGGGGAAACAGUUGGUGGGCCGUAUCGAUCUCAACUACGUCAUUUCCAGGGAAGAUUCGACCUUGUUGGGCAUCCAAAAGUUGGAAAACGCUCUAGUUCAAAAUUGCGACGGCACCAACUUUAGCGGAAUUCUCCUGGCGAACUGGGAAAACGCAUUCGCAUCUAGUGUUCUCACCCGACUUAUUGAGGUUAUCGACGAAUUAAGUCUGGCUGUCUAUCUGGAAACCGCACCACCGAACUUCCUGAAGGAUCACAAGGCUCUGCAAAGUGAUGCUAUUUCCGGGCUCGUCAUCAAAAAUGCCAGCAUUAUGCCUCAGGGCGAGAAAAGGGACUAUUUCCAGAUCACGAAACUGCAGCCCACCAUCAAGGCUUUCGUCUCCGAAGCGUGUAUGAGGGACUUCGUCGUUAUGGCGUGGGAAACCAUUGAGGAUGGAGCCGCCCUGUCCAAUGCCACUGUCCAGCGAUCUCUUCAGUGGUGCAAUUUCUACAGCGCCAUCCCUUGGAUUGGCCGAGAGUCCGCUCUCGAAAACGCCGCCCUCAACGUCAAGAUCACGGAGCCACUUUCCUCCUUUGGGUGGCUGAAGGACGCCGAGGUCAUGAAAGUUCACGAUCGUUGGCGCUUCAACCUCCAUGUCCAGAAGACCGUAGCUGAUCAGCAGGACUGGGCCACAUUGGCUCAGUACUUUCCAACAGUGAAGGAUGUUCUUGCGUCAUCGGAAUCUGACCCUGCUGUUACGGACGGUCCAACGGCCAUGGUUCGUGACCCCCCCGAGUGGGUGGCUCAAAUCAAGUCGCACGGGAGCCCUUUGUCGGUAUCUACGACCGGGAUGGAGUAUAAAGGAUUCGGCUGUUUUCCCCUGGGCUCGGAGGCUACGCCCGUCGCCUUUGCGGAGAUUCUGCAGUCCCAGCAACGGCUCAAGUCGCUUGCACUGCUUCAUCCCGUCCCAGCGACAACGGUCCCCGAUAUUGCAAAGGUCCUGAAGAAAUUUCUCCAAACUUCUGGGGACUCCGAGUGGAAUCCUUCAGAUCAACUUGUUGCAUCCGUGAGGGAGCUGUGCAAUCUGGCGGCCACCGAUUCUUUGCGAGUCAAUCUGGCGUUGGACUCUGGGCUUCGUAAAAGCACCGAUAUCCGUUUCUGGGCUGUGUAUCAAAUGGACUCAGAGGUAUUCGAGGUCUUCGCUUCUAAAAAUGCCCAAGGUUUGGUUGGCACCGUGCUGCACACCUUCCUCUCUGCAAAGGGCUACCCCCGCCAUGUCUGCUUCGAAGCGGAGGUCGCUUUUGCCAAAUGGUCAAAUGAUUUGGUCAACGAUACCGGCCUCCCUCGCCGGCUUGUUCAAGAUAUCGACGCCUUGAGCCCGGAGGAGCGACUCCUCCUGCUACAACACUUGUCCUUGACAGAUGCAAAGAGCGGACUUUCGGAGACCAUCUGUACAUACAUCUGGAGGCAGCUUAUUGACGCUCCUUCACUUGCCCAACUCAAGGAACUCAACACGACCUCCUAUCUCGAAGGAUCUGUUUCUCCUGAAGAUUUGGUCAACGCCCGUGUGUCUUGGUACCAGGAGCAAGGAACGCAUUACCCCUCCGCUUCUACAUGCCUGGCUCUCUUUAACGAGACAGACUCGGUCUUCACUCAAAUUCUAAAAGAACACCGUGAGAAGGACCUGGCCCAGAUAUCCAGUGGUCUCUGUAGGCUCCUCCAGAACGACGCAAUUGACGCAUAUAUCGACAUCAUGGCUCUUUCACUGUUUUGCGCCGCAAGAAAGGGUGCACUCGACGAGAUCUACACCGAGGUAACCGAUCGAAACCCAUUAUUCAACAACCAGUCCGACCAGGCCGCCGCCUUUGCAGAGUCCUUUGCUCUUGGAUCUCGAUGCGAAGCGUACUUUGAUGUAACGCCUAGCGCGUUUGGAAAGUUGCUCCUUGCCCGAUUCAGGAAGGAAUAUACCGACGACAAGCUGCCAGAUUGGAUCAACGGUGCUCCCGAGAUGGCCACUUCCUAUGCUGGGGCCCAGAUCGAUGUUAACCCGGACGACAAGGUUAAGCCAAUGCGUGGGUACCAACGGUUUACAUUUCUCAGCGUGUUUGCGUUCCCGGCUCUAGUCGACAUUAUUUUGCUUACGAUCAGCGGUCGUGGGCUGUACCUGUCUGUGUGGAUGACGUACGCGGAAAGAGAGAGCGCCACCAAUGCCUUGAUGAUCUCGCUUCUACUCUCCGGCGCCAUCGGUACGUGGAUUGCGUGCGGAGGCCCUUACUACCUCAUCUCAAUGGCCUUUGCCGCCUCCAACAUGUUUGUUCUUAUCCGACUUUUUGCUGGAAUCGCCUUCGUCGUGGCUGGGGGGCUGAUUGGGUUUGUUGCUGUCUCCGCGGUAAAUGGGCCACGGGCCGGAAUCAUCUUUUAUCUCUAUCUCAUUGCGUUGACCAUUUAUUUUUCCACCUUUGCCUCGCUCGCGAGUUUCAGCUAUCCAGGAUCGAGCUUUUUGUCCGGCCGCGUGGUCAUCUUCUCGUGCCUUCCCAUCCUCGUUAUCUCUCCGAUCGUCACCACCUUCACGGGCCAUGAUUCAGCCAUUUACCUCACCGUCCUCUACGUUUUCAUCGGCUCCCUCCUUUUUGGUCUUCGGCGAAUUGCCACGAAGUGGGUCACCUGGUAUCAGGGUCUGAGAAGAACCGACGACACAGAAAUCCGGAAGUGGUACGUUACGGCACACAGCGCCGGUGAAGAGAAGGUCUUUGGGAAUCUGAGUGACCCCGCGGUUUUGAAGCUGUCCAGAGAAGCGCUGCUGAAGGACGUCAUGGCAGAGAAAAACCGGCGUGUUUUCUCCAAGGCGACAACGGAUACUCUUGUCCUUGAGCUUGCCCGGGACUGGGACGCGACCAAUUUCCUCCUCAACUGGUACUGCAGAUACGCCGACGUGCCCCGACCAAUUCCAUUCAGCUCGGGUUGGAAUAUCCAGACAAAAGUAGCCUUGGAUACCCUGCGUAGCUCCCAGAAAGGAAUCCGGCUACACAACGCUUUCAUCCAUUGGCGCCAAUCAAGCAGAGAGAUUGGUUGUGGGAUCCUGUAUUUCAUUCUGGCUUUGCUUGAUAAGUGGGUAGAGCUGUUGAGCGGUGGCCAUCUGGUCGGUCUCGCCCCGGAAGUCUCUGAUUCCAAUCGAAUGUCUGUCGGAUUUGGUUUGGCCUACUAUCUCAUCGGCGCAGUGCUCAUUGAUACGAAGGCCCAGGAGCUCCAUGACCUGAUCGGUAAACACUCGGCUGUGGCCGUGGGCACUGCAAAGGAUAUACGCCCUUCGCAGAAACGAGACAUAAGGUUCAAGAGGCAGGUGUACUGGAGAACCUUUGGGAAGUACCUGAUGUGGCAUGUGUGGAGUCUUGCCCUGGCGACCGCGCUCAUCUGGACCUUCCAGCCAAUGGUAGAGGCUAUGAUUAUGUUUUUUGCCUACGUACUAGCAUACACCGGGUUGCUGUGGUACCAGUAUACGAAGAUCUUUUCUGGACCUCAUGCUUUACGACCCUUAAUGGCCGGAAUCGUUGUCGGAUUGUCGGUUGGUAUCGCCCUCAAGGUCCGUCUCCCUGGAUUUAUUUACUCCCAGGUGAUUGGACUAGGGGCCGCCACAUGGACAGUCGCCAUCCUCACUUUGCUGACCGCGAAGAUGGGCAUGCCUAAACGGGUAGAAUCACCGGUGGAGCUGGGAAAGACUUUCCAUGCGUUCACCGCGCCAUGGGCAGAUCCGGAUUGGUCUCAACAAGAGUUACAGACGUUUUUCGAGGGGAUUUCGCUCAUUCCCGCCGAUGCUAGGCUGAGACUCAGUCCCAGCAUACACCCCGGCGUCGAGGUGAAGAAUAUCUUGCUUACGCGACGCAGGGAGCCAAGGAUAGAAGAAGCAUUUCCGCAGUCGCAGAAACUCGUCGACAAAGCCCUGUCCGCCUGGGAGAAGGGACAAAUCUCUCUUGAACUCGUCCCUCUUGGGUCUCUCGGUCCGAAUAUCCAGGCCCUGAGCUGCAAUGCCUCAGAUCAGUUGAGGAUUGCUGUCUGUGUGGGACGCGGACUGGACGAGCGAAUUGAUGUCAGUGCAAACUGUCAGGUUAUCGCGGAGACACUCCUUCACACAGUGGCCGAGUCGAUUCUCCGAAUGCCUCACGAGUAUGCGGUGCUCGCGGAAUCGCUCGUCACAGCUGGCGUCACCGAGACCACUGCGCGACAACUUCGUGAAGAAAUUAAUACGCCACUUGUCGUACGCUGGGCCAAGAAGGAGCUUCUGCGCCAGCUUUGCCUUGGUUCGAGUGUGACGCUCACUGGGAAAAGUUACCAAAGCCUGUGA
Molecule: messenger RNA, 4731 nt
Organism: Aspergillus tanneri
Lineage: Eukaryota; Fungi; Ascomycota; Eurotiomycetes; Eurotiales; Aspergillaceae
Exons: 3
Coding region: 1-4731 (1576 amino acids)
Molecular function (GO): glycosyltransferase activity
Source: RefSeq, a predicted model, not a curated record